AUGAUUAUUUUACCGCUCAUACUUUUACUGGCGGAAACAGGCCUUGUAAUUACGGCCACGGUUUUGAGCUCGUUGGGCACUCACCUCACCAGCUGGGCAGACGCAACGCUCACAAAUAACAUUAUAACAUCCCUCACAUUCAUAUCACUGGCAACAACCGUAUCUGCGACAUCUCUCAUAGCGUACCGAAUCGUCAUAGUCUCAAACAACCAUGAGACACAUGCACACAAGGCAUAUAGCAGAAUCGUAUCGACUAUUGUGGAGUCAUCUGCGAUAUACGCCCUGACUCUCCUUCUGCUCGCCUUGACCGAGGUCAUCCCCGUGUUCUACACGUUAGAGUCCCCGUUGAUUCAAGCUGAAUAUUACACCCAGACCCUGGUGAUAUUUUCAUCAGGUAUGGCGCCGACCGUCAUGGUCGCCAGGCUUGCUCUCUCGAGCACCCGUGACAUUAAAUCAAGCGGAACGAUCACUCACAUUACCGGUUUCAACUUUGAAUCUCAACGGGAUAGCUGUUUGAGUGCCCAUCAGGAGGGUACAAAUGGUGCUGGCAGUCGAGAUCAGGCGCAGGUGAGGGAAAUAAAUCAAGAGUCUAUAUGCGACUCCCGCUUCAAUCCGGCUUGA
Psilocybe cubensis is the source of this 621-nucleotide messenger RNA. RefSeq lists its product as uncharacterized. The transcript is spliced from 3 exons. The coding region runs from base 1 to 621 and encodes 206 amino acids. The record is from RefSeq and is a predicted model, not a curated record. NCBI's taxonomy places the organism in Eukaryota, Fungi, Basidiomycota, Agaricomycetes, Agaricales, Agrocybaceae.